AUGACACUGAAUAGAAAGUGCGUUGUGAUACAUAACGGGUCACACAGAACGGUGGCCGGAUUUAGCAACGUUGAAUUGCCCCAAUGCAUCAUACCUUCGAGCUAUGUCAAGAGGACAGACGAGGCGGGGAAGGUUGAACUUAUAUUCGGGACCUAUGACAUGACAGACGCCGCAGCGGAGAAACGCAAUGGCGACGAGGUCUAUACGUUGGUAGAUAGCCAAGGGUUGCCGUACAAUUGGGAGGCAUUAGAGUCGCAAUGGAGGUAUUUGUACGACACUCAACUGAAAGUCUCGCCCAAUGAACUGCCAUUGGUGAUUACCAUGCCCGCCACUAACGGGAAACCGGAUAUGAGCAUAUUGAGGCGCUAUUACGAACUGGCGUUCGACAAGUUGAAUGUGCCAGUAUUUCAAAUUGUCAUUGAGCCCUUGGCGAUUGCUUUGUCCAUGGGCAAGAGCUCUGCAUUCGUGAUUGACAUGGGCGCAUCAGGUUGCAACGUGACCCCCAUUAUCGACGGUAUUGUGGUGAAAAAUGCUGUGGUGAGAUCGAAGUUUGGUGGUGACUUCUUGGAUUUUCAAGUACACGAAAAGUUGACUCCCAUGAUCAAAGAGGAAAACGACAUGGAAAACAUGGCAGACGAAGAGAAAAGAUCAACUGACGUUUGGUACGAGGCAAACACGUGGAUUCAGCAGUUCAAGUCUACCAUGUUGCAAGUGAGUGAAAAGGAUUUGAUUGAGUUAGAAAGGUAUUACAAGGAACAAGCAGAAAUAUAUGCCCGGCAACAAGAACAGCUGAAGCAAAUGGACCAGCAACUCCAGUACACGGCAUUAACAGUCAGCCCCAACAAUCCAUUGCUGCAGAGGAAAAAUUUUCUAUUCAAACCAUUGAACAAGACUUUAACUAUGAACUUCAAAGAUUGCUACCAGUUCGCAGAGUAUCUGUUCAAACCACAACUGAUAUCGGAUAAAUUCUCGCCAGAGGACGGACUGGGGCCGCUGAUGGCGAAAUCGGUGAAGAAGGCCGGCGCUAGUAUAAACUCGAUGAAGGCCAACACCUCCACUAACCCGAACGGAUUGGGAACAAGCCACAUGAACGGCAGCACUGGUGAUAACGGCGCCGGUAGCAGCAACAAUAUAUCACCGGAACAGGUCUACUCGUUACUAUUGACAAAUGUCAUCAUCACUGGCUCGACGUCUUUGAUCGAGGGCAUGGAACAACGCAUAAUAAAGGAGCUGUCCAUUAGAUUCCCGCAGUACAAGCUGACCACGUUCGCCAACCAAGUCAUGAUGGAUCGUAAGAUCCAGGGAUGGCUAGGUGCCGUGACGAUGGCCAACCUGCCCUCGUGGAACCUGGGAAAAUGGUAUUCCAAGGAAGAUUACGAAACGCUGAAGCGGGACGGAAAACAGUCGCAAUCUGCGAGCGUAAGCGCCAAGACAGACUAG
Saccharomyces kudriavzevii IFO 1802 is the source of this 1440-nucleotide messenger RNA. RefSeq names its product Arp7p (gene ARP7). The coding region runs from base 1 to 1440 and encodes 479 amino acids. Gene Ontology annotation, biological process: regulation of transcription by RNA polymerase II. The transcript has a single exon. Gene Ontology annotation, molecular function: chromatin binding. The record is from RefSeq and is a predicted model, not a curated record. NCBI's taxonomy places the organism in Eukaryota, Fungi, Ascomycota, Saccharomycetes, Saccharomycetales, Saccharomycetaceae. Gene Ontology annotation, cellular component: SWI/SNF complex; NuA4 histone acetyltransferase complex.